Molecule: messenger RNA, 1771 nt
Organism: Phlebotomus papatasi
Lineage: Eukaryota; Metazoa; Arthropoda; Insecta; Diptera; Psychodidae
Product: zinc finger protein 37-like
Exons: 3
Coding region: 124-1698 (524 amino acids)
Biological process (GO): regulation of transcription by RNA polymerase II
Cellular component (GO): nucleus
Molecular function (GO): zinc ion binding; RNA polymerase II cis-regulatory region sequence-specific DNA binding; DNA-binding transcription factor activity
Source: RefSeq, a predicted model, not a curated record
ACUUCGAAAAUUGAGUAGUGUUUUGGUGCUUGCGCUAGGUUCUCCAUUCCUGCAAGAAAAUCCCAGGAAUUCAUUUUAUCCUUACAAUAAAAUUAAAUUAAGUGAAAAAACAUAGUAGCCACCAUGAGAAAAUACUUAAGAAGUCGAAGAAAACUUAAGGAAAAGAAAAUUAAGCUGGAAAUUGAUGAAAAUCCCAAGGAGACGACUUCAAUUGUAUGUAAUCUCGUCCUCUGCAGAAUCUGUGAGUCUACGGAUGAAUUGAUUGAUAUAUCAACGGAGGUAAAUGCCCAUUAUUUGGAGAAACUCCACCAAAUAUUUCCUGCUGCAUCCACUGAUGAAACAAAAGAUGAUCAAAGUGACCAGUUAUUAAAAUUUGUUUGCCGUCCAUGUGGAGCUAAGCUUGAAGAUCUCACAGCGUUUAGAGUUCAAUGUGAAGUCACUCACAAAAAGCUUCUAGAAGAACUGUCUCGUAGGGAAAACCAAAACGAUCUUGAUACAACUAGAAAAUUGAGGUCCUUAAAGCCGGUAUUAAAUAAAGGGGACAAAAAAAUUAUUGCAGAGUCCAGUUUGGUACAGGAACUUUGUUUGAAAGACGAGACUGAAAAUACUGAAAUUGAAUGUGACUUCAAUGACUGGACAGAAGUGCAAACAGAUAUUGAAAUCCAAAAAUGCGAAGCGCAGUCUUCUGAGGAGUUGCCUUGUGAUAAUGAACCUGAGGAUGAUCUUAAUGAGCCAGAACCUGGCGCUCUUGAGGAGCAAAGCGGUGAUAAGAAAAAAUGGCUAGAGUGUCGAAUAUGCAAAUUGAAAGUGAAGAAUCGCUAUCAUAUGGAAAAGCAUAUGUGGAACCACAAAGGUAGAUCCUUGAUGUGCAGAUUUUGCAAUGUCGUGUAUUCCUGUCAGGGAAAUCUUACGCGGCAUAUACGGGUAGUUCAUGAGAAGAAACUCGAUUAUGUGUGCAAAUUAUGCGAUAAGAAAUUCUCACAAUCCAACAAUCUCAAGCUUCACAUGAUAACACACACGGACAUGAAAUUCGAAUGCGAUGUCUGCAAGAGGUUAUUUAAAAAUCCUCGGUCACUGAGAAAUCACAAACAGGAGCAUCUGCCAUUGGAACAACAGAAUAAGCAAAGUGACCAUGUCCAGAAACAAGCGGCAAAACGUAGUAGCAUCAAAUGGAAACAGUGUCAGAAAAGGACAUGCAUUUGUCAAAUAUGUGGAAAGGUGUCCAACUAUUCGACGCUUCAUGAGAGUCAUAUGCGCAGCCAUACAGGUGAAAAACCCUUUAAGUGCAACGAAUGUGAUAAGUCCUUUAGGGAGCGGAGUAGUCUCAGAAGUCACAUGUUGGUUCAUACGGGCGCGAAACCCUAUGUCUGCAGUAACUGUGGAGCUGCUUUUCGUCAGGGUGCCCAUCUCAGGCGCCACAUGCGUAGCCAUACGGGUGAGAAGCCCUACAAGUGCAAAGUCUGCGAAAAGAGUUUUACAGAAAGAUCCAUUCUCACGACUCAUCUACGAGUUCACACUGGUGAACAGCCUUUCCACUGUCAAAUAUGCCCCAAGAAGUUUCACAAUCCACGCGUUCUGCGGCGGCACUACCCAAAGGUUCACUUCAAGCACUUGAAUAUUCACACUCAGAGGGAUAUACAACAGCAACUUGCAGCAAUGCAGAUCGAAAGGGAAUUUAGCACAGAAGAAAACAAUUGAUUGAAACUAUUUUGAUAUGUCAUAAAAAGGAUUGAAAAUAAAUCCAGUAAAUAUUGGAAAAAUUCCUGAAAAA